AAUGCUAAAACUAAACUACCAACCAAACAAAGUCGUUAGCUUCGUCUUCGCUGCUUAUGAAACGUGCUCCUCUCCCAAUUUGCCGUCUCUCUCCUCUCUCUCUCUCUCUCUCUCUCUCUCUCGUGCAGAUUCAUCCAGCAAAGAUUUGUCAGAUUCUGACCGUUUUUAGCCGCAAAACCAAAACUAUUCCCGGCAACCAUUGUACUUCAUCGAUCAGAAUCGCAGCCAUGAAUUCGGAGUAUGACUAUCUCUUCAAGCUUUUACUCAUUGGAGAUUCCGGUGUUGGCAAAUCGUGUCUUCUUCUGAGAUUUUCUGAUGAUUCGUACUUGGAGAGUUACAUAAGCACCAUUGGAGUUGAUUUUAAAAUACGCACUGUGGAGCAAGAUGGGAAGACUAUCAAACUUCAAAUUUGGGACACUGCAGGGCAAGAACGUUUUAGGACUAUUACUAGCAGCUACUACCGUGGAGCGCAUGGCAUUAUAGUGGUUUAUGAUGUCACAGACCAAGAGAGCUUCAAUAAUGUCAAACAAUGGCUGAAUGAGAUUGACCGCUAUGCAAGCGACGGUGUCAACAAACUUCUUGUGGGGAACAAGUGUGAUCUCACCGCAAAUAAAGUUGUCUCUUAUGAAACGGCCAAGGCAUUUGCUGAUGAAAUUGGUAUUCCAUUCAUGGAGACUAGUGCAAAAGAUUCUACUAAUGUGGAGCAGGCUUUUAUGGCUAUGGCGGCUGCAAUAAAAGAGAGGAUGGCGAGCCAACCAGCCAUGAACAAUGUCAAACCUCCGGGAGUGAAUAUACGUGGACAGCCAGUUGCACAGAACAGUGGCUGCUGCUCUUCUUAAGUGGAAGUAAGUGGUAGUUCUUUCUCUACUGCCUCAGGUGACGUCAGCUCCUGUGUAGCAUGUAAAUGUACCGUCUUCACCAUCUUUGGUUGGAAGCCUACGCCAACUCCAACUCCAACUAUCUUUAUUUAGAUUUGCUUUUCUUACUGCUUUCAAAACCUGUAAUCAUCAUAUUCUUCUACGUAUAGAAUGGAAGCAUGUUUAAAAGAAGCUUCUUCAUUAAUGUUAGGAUUGUUCGUUCUACUUUAUAUUCUCUACAAAUUCUGCUUCUGGCAUUAAAUUUACGGGAAGUUGCAAUCGUUUAGUUAA
Rhododendron vialii is the source of this 1148-nucleotide messenger RNA. Its product is annotated as ras-related protein RABD2a-like. The record is from RefSeq and is a predicted model, not a curated record. NCBI's taxonomy places the organism in Eukaryota, Viridiplantae, Streptophyta, Magnoliopsida, Ericales, Ericaceae. Gene Ontology annotation, molecular function: GTP binding; GTPase activity. The transcript is spliced from 8 exons. The coding region runs from base 57 to 839 and encodes 260 amino acids.